This is a messenger RNA of Neopsephotus bourkii (Bourke's parrot), 4645 nucleotides long. RefSeq names its product cysteine and serine rich nuclear protein 1 (gene CSRNP1). Gene Ontology annotation, cellular component: nucleus. The record is from RefSeq and is a predicted model, not a curated record. NCBI's taxonomy places the organism in Eukaryota, Metazoa, Chordata, Aves, Psittaciformes, Psittacidae. The transcript is spliced from 4 exons. Gene Ontology annotation, biological process: regulation of transcription by RNA polymerase II. The coding region runs from base 40 to 1752 and encodes 570 amino acids. Gene Ontology annotation, molecular function: sequence-specific DNA binding; DNA-binding transcription factor activity, RNA polymerase II-specific.
UCCUUUGUUUCCCAGUUAUAUGAAAAGUACGGCGUCACCAUGAGCGGGGUAUUGAAAAGGAAGUAUGAAGAGCUGGGGGAUGACAGUACCUACUGCUCCUCCUCCUCCUGCUCCCCCCUCUCCUCUUCAGCGUCUUCAGGCUGGGAGACUGACGAGGAGAGCUCCCGCGGAGAGCCCAAGCCUAGCUCUGCCUUAACGCCCAGCUUCACCCCCACGUCUAUCCUGAAGAAAUCCAAGCGACUAAAGAAGAACAAUGUGGAGUUUGACCGGGUCACUGUGUUUUACUUCCCACGCUGCCAGGGGUUCACAAGCGUGCCUAGUCGCGGGGGCUGUACCCUGGGGAUGGUGAGCAAACACAGCUCCUCCCGGCAAUUCACGCUAGCGGAGUUUUCAAAGGAACAGGAAAACGUUCGUCGGGUGAAACUGGAAGAGAAAUUGAAAGAGGAGAAGUUGGAGGCAUUGAAAUGGAAACUAACCAUGAAUGGCACGAAGGAGUCAGAGGAGGCCAACCAGCUCACUAUUGAAGACAUCUCUGACGACGACAUCGACGUCAGCAACGUGGACCUGGAGGACGGCUUCUUCCUCCAGCCCUACCCUGCCAAGAAGAGACGUGCGCUGCUGAAAGCCGUGGGGGUGAAGAAGAUCGACAAGGAAGAGAAGCGGGAGCUGCACAACAUCCGCCUGUCCCGGGAGGACUGCGGCUGCGACUGCCGGGAGGUCUGCGACCCAGAGACCUGCAGCUGCAGCUUGGCAGGCAUUAAAUGUCAGAUGGAUCACACCUCCUUCCCCUGUGGCUGCACCAAGGAUGGCUGCGGCAACACUGAGGGCAGGAUCGAGUUCAACCAGGCCCGCGUGCAGACCCACUUCAUCCACACCAUCAUGAAGCUGGAGCUGGAGAAGCAGCAGCAGAGCAGUGAGAAGGUGGCAGAGGCCGAGCCCCCCUUUUGGGAACGGCUCCCACAGUUGGGAUGUGCAACAGCAAAGGGCUCGUUGGAGGAGCGUGCGGUGCCGCUGGCACCCGCCUUCCAGUUCAGCCCUGACCUGGAGGCCUUGGGGGAGAACAGCUGCAGCAGUGACAUGACAGAUUCCUCCAUCUCCUCCCACCCCAGUGAGGACCUGGAGGAGCCCUACGAGAGCCUCCCCUCUGACAAAUCCCAGUCGGAUGUGGAUGACGAUGGCUUGGCACGCAUCCUCCACUUCAACGACUCGGAUGCCGAGGAAGAGGGUGGCCAUGGUCAUGAUGACCUGAGCUGCUUCCACCCCACUGAUUUCUUCAUCGAGGACCAUGCCGAUGAGCCUAAGCCUAUCCCUGGCCACUUGCCCCACCUCUCUGAGUGCCUGGAUGAGAACGCCAACCAGGACAGUGGUGGUUUGCUGGAGGAUGCUGCCCAUGCGCGGUGCGAUGGACUGUCCUGCUGCACCUCAUCCCCAGCUGAGCCCUGCUCCAAGAGCUACGCUGACCUCAGCCUUUCCUCAGACUCCUUGGAUUUCUUCCAGUCCUUCUCAGACUAUAACUUGGGACCCCUUUACAACUCCUUGAAGGAGUACGAGAACCUUGAUAACUUCUCAGCGUUACAGUUUCAGUUGCCUAAUUUUCCAGGUUUCCCACAAGCCGGAGACCAGGGCUCCUGUUUCUUGGAGUCCCUUAUCGGUUUGUCCGAAUCUGUCCCCGAAACCCCAGCCCCUUUCACAGACAAUCAACUUUUGGAGGAUGCCAUCAAGUCAUCACUGAUGGAGACGGUGAAAGUGUGAAACGCCCGUGUGGCUCGAGCAGCAAGGAACAGCCUGAAGGAAAACCGAAGUGGGCAGACUUGCACCAAAAGGAUGAUGCGUUACUCAAAAUUAAGGAGAAAACAAAUCAAACAGAAAAGGACUUUCUAAGCAAACAAACUAUUUUUGGUCUUUGUAGAACGUGGACGUUUUGACAUACUGCAGCUACAAUCAGUUCUCUCACUGUUUGUGCAAGAAUUUGUAAACUUUCAUGAUGGGGUGGGGUGGGGAGGGAGGGAGGGAAAAAGGCUUUCACGUAUGAGUUUCCUUGUGUUUUGUAUGAAAAGACCUGUUGAGAAAUACUCCUCGCUAACAUUGCCAGUCGUACACACAGCCCCUUCUAGAAAUGUCUCAGUGUUGCAGGAACUUCUUAAGGCAACUUUUUGAAGCUGUAUUUAUUGUGAAAAUUGUGGUUUGCGUAAGAGUUAGCCCAGCAGGCUCUUGCGUUUAAAUCGGACAAGGUUUACAGAAGAGAUCCAUACACUUAUAUACAUAAUCAUUCUUCAUCUAUUUAUUGCAAAUUCCAGAAUUUAACUAGGCACCGAAGCUUGAACUAGCAUGGAACCUUAUUUAAAUUGGGAAUACCUCAGAUGUAUUAUGUGUACAAUCAUGGUUUUUUUGCAUAAUAUAUCUGUAUUUAUUUAUUUUCUACCUGUAGUACAUGAAUAGCACUGUGGUUUGUCAGUGACCUGGAAGGGCAAUAAUGUCUUCAGCAGCACCCAUCCUAUAGAUGACCAUGGAUUUUCUGAGUCUGAAAGAUGUUAGCUGUUUGGUCUUCACCUCACAUUUCCAAAAGAGCCAAAUGCAAGCCUGGGAGGGAUGGGACAAAUGUUUGUUCAACAUCCUUUGGUUUCUAUCGGUAGACGUGAUGAUGGUGUCUGAUCUCCAUAAUAUUGUGAUGGAGAUCACAACACACAAAACCUUCAACUAUUCAAGAAAUAGCAUGAACUAGCUCUAAACAAACAAAACCAACCCAAAUCUUUCUUAUAAAUUAUUUAAUAAUUUAUUUAAUCUCUUAAGGAUUUGGCCAUGAGAUCUUUCCUGAUCAAUUAUGGUGCCUGAAUAUGCAGAGGAACUGUUAGCAAGGGUGGGGAUGUAACUAGAAGGACCUUUGCGGCCCCAGGGGGUCUUUGGGAGAGCAAAGCCAACAACAGCAACACUGUGCUCAUGCUCCUCAGCGAGUGCUCCUCAACAUCAAAGGUAUCACAGCUCCAAAAUCUAGUGGGUCAGACUAUUUAUACUAUAUAUUUUUUCUAUAGGUAAAUCAGGUAAAUCGAGUAAAAGAGGUGGAUAUGAAGGUUAUUAGGUUAUUUAUCUUUUGAGUACGGUUUUACAGAAAAGAAAGAAAAACAGCUGAAAAGAAAGCUUGAAAACCUUGAAGGCUUUUGGUUUAUAGAGAUUACCACGUUUAGGAAGAAUAUUAGAGGCCCUCUUGUUAUUUAAGUCAGUUUGAGAACAUGACACUAUUUGGCCAUGAGAUGUAACUGGACAUAAAACUUGUACGUCAGUGAGACACUAAGUGCCUGCACCAGUGGUAUGUUAAAAAACCAGCAAUGGCUUUUAAACCUACCAGCUUUAAAUCCCAUCUUGGCAAAUGUGAGAUUUGGUGGUGGGAAUGAUCCCUGGCACUACCGGUACUGAGGGAGGUGGCAGCUUUGGUGUCCCGUCCCUGCUGCUGUGGGAGUGGGAUGGCGGGCUGUCCUGGUUUUGGAAGCUCCUGCAGGUGCAGAGACACCCAGACAGGUGGAAAACCCCAAAAUAUGGAUUUGAGGAUUUUUCCAUUGUCUGAAGUGUUUAUAUCCCCGACAGCAGGGAUGGUGAUGCUCUUGGGUACCUGCUAUUCCUGCCAGCAAUUUAGGGAACUUCUGGCGUAUGAAUAUGGUGAAGGCUGGGUUGCUUGGGUGUUUUUAAUCAUUAUUAUUACUAUUUAAUUGUACAUUUCUCUGGUAUUGAGCCGGUCAACUUGGAAGUGGAGCUGACCUGCUGUGGCUGUGAGUGGGUGCUCGCCCUGUGCUCGCUGCCACAUCCUCCUGCAAAGCAUCACUCCCGGAGACCUCCCCGCCGGGCAGGAGGGUGACUGUAGGAAUACUACUGGCAGAUGGAGGAUUUCCUGGAUAUAUAUAUAUAUAAUUAUUGUUAUUAUUAUUAUUGUUAAUAUUUUUUGUUGUUGUCCUUUCUUUAGACUGAAAAAUCCCAUUCAGUUAUCUCCUAGGUGGUAGUUUCUAUCCUUCAGACUGCAUCAAAAAUACUGACAGUUGAAAGUCUGGUACCAUUCUGUAUUUAUUGGCACUAAUAUUUUAUAACAUUCCUAGGUUUCUCUGCAUAUAUAUAUAUUUAUAUAUAUAAAAUAUAUACAUAUAUUUUAUAUAUAUAUACACACACACACACUUUUUUUAAUGAAUGACUGGGAUAGACUCCUGCCUUUGUGGAUUCUUUUUUUUCUGUAAUUUAUUCUUUUUAUUUGUGUUGGUGCCAAAAGAAUUAAGGAAAAAAAAAAAAAGAUUUUUUUAAUCUUUUCCUUUCCCCAGGGCACUGAAUUGUAAAUAUAUUUUUUUUUUCCUUCUUGGUAUCUGUGUAAAAAGUUGCCUGUUAAACAGUUUAAAAACUGGGUAUUUAUUGACACAAUCUGUAAUUAUCUAAUGUAUUGAUUGAAACGCUUUGGUUUCAACAUAGCUUUAUUUUAGCUUUCUUUGUGUAUAUAUUGUGAUUAUGUUGCUUAAAGGUACAAGUUAAAAAAAAAUGCUUUAUUUUUACCUUAUUCAUUUGCAUUUGUUUAUAAAAAAAAGCAUAUUUGUCUACAGCUGCUGUCUCUCAUUUCAUCAAAGCAAUAUGAAGAAAUUUCCAUUACACUUUCAAUAAAAGAAUUUUGUUUGAA